GAGUGCUAUCUAUAUGGGACGCUAUCGACUCUCGUCAGUUCAAAAACGCUCUCAAGCUCUCCGCUUCUCUUCUCUCGAAAUACCCCAACUCUCCCUACGCUCUCGAACUCAAGGGUCACAUUUUGGAAAGGAUGGGUAAAUCUGAUGAAGCAUUGUCUGUUUGCCUAAAUGCCAAAGAGCUAUUGUAUAAGAAUGACUCCAUUGAUGAUCUCACUCUCAGCACGCUGCAGAUUGUAUUCCAACGACUUGAUCAAUUGGACAUGGCUACUGGUUGUUACGAGUAUGCCUGUGGCAAGAUUCCAAACAAUUUGGAAUUAAUGAUGGGCCUUUUCAACUGUUAUGUUCGUGAGUACUCAUUUGUGAAGCAGCAACAGAUAGCUAUUAAAAUGUACAAGAUUGUUGGCGAGGAAAGGUUCUUGCUUUGGGCAGUUUGUAGCAUUCAGUUACAGUGAAUGUCAAGAAGCGGUUCAAGAUCAAGGAUCUUCUUUAUCUGUUGGCCACAGUGCCUUUUAUUUGUUGGCAGAACGUCGUUGUUGUAAAUAAAAAGGGUUGAACCCUUUCUCUCAUAUGUAAUAAUGUAAGCCUGUGGACAAUUUAUUUAAUUAUAACUCAUGUUGCAUCCUUCAUGUAUUCGAAUGAGAGAACCUUAGCUUAAUUGUUCUUAUUAAUGUAUUGAAGUUCCGUACGUUAUCUCUGAAAUUGUAUUAUAAUAAUGGAUUUGGUAAUGGUAUCCGCGAAAUAAAAAUUGGGGCAUUACAAUUUUCGUCGAAGUCGGAUUUCUGGGAUUUUUUCUCUUCUUGCUUGAGGUAAGGAUUUCUUUACUCAUUUUUAAUACUUCUUUAUAGAUAGAUAUGUGGUAUAUUUUUAUUGCAUAAAAAGUCAUGAUUUAGUUAUGUGAUUUCAAAGCCAUGAAAGGGGAUUUUUGGGGUUUAAGCCUUGGAAUAUGAUAUUGUUUAUGUUAUGAAUGGAGAAACACAUCAAAGGUUUGAUGAAAUGUAAAGGGGUAAAUUGAGUAAUUG
Messenger RNA from Camellia sinensis, 1019 nucleotides. The record is from RefSeq and is a predicted model, not a curated record. Lineage: Eukaryota; Viridiplantae; Streptophyta; Magnoliopsida; Ericales; Theaceae.